Scylla paramamosain (green mud crab) is the source of this 1256-nucleotide messenger RNA. RefSeq lists its product as uncharacterized. NCBI's taxonomy places the organism in Eukaryota, Metazoa, Arthropoda, Malacostraca, Decapoda, Portunidae. The transcript is spliced from 6 exons. Bases 143 to 733 code for a protein of 196 amino acids. The record is from RefSeq and is a predicted model, not a curated record.
CGGAGAUAACACAAUCAGGACACAAAGGCGAUGUGAGUUACACGGCGUGGUCAGUAUCGCUGCAGCAACCACCAGGUCCUUCUGUGCGCCGGGGAGCUGUGUGCAUCUUUUCCUUCGCGCAGACAGCAAGUAGACAGCAGAAAUGGUGCCGACUCCUGCCGCCAACGCCGCCUCGGCAAACAUGGGUCUCAAGAUUACCUUGACAGUCUUCGGCUCGUUUGGCUUGGCUAUCUGGGGAACAUCCAUCGGCUUCAUGCUUGGCUGGAACCGUGGCAACGUCUUGAUGCUCGCGGGGCUUGCCGAAUACGUCAGCAUCAUCGCUAAUGCCGGCAUGAUUUACGUCACCUGCCGCAUCAUGUUCCUCAUCAUGAACUCAAGUUUCCCCGGCGGGACGAGCCUCCAGGACCUGCAGCAGUGUGUGGCGCGCUUGGUGGCCUUCACGGUGCUCGGGUUCACCACGUGGGUGACCAGCAUAGUGUGGCUAGCUCAGAAUCCUAAUAUGGAUGAAAGCAUCGUAUACCACGCCUGUAACUACGGUUUUGUGAUCAGCUCAGUGGUUGCUGGGCUGGCAGGCGGCCUCUUACGGAUCACCUACAUGAUUCCUGCCCUCCCUGCCGGGUCCCCGAAGUACACCGUUCAACAACAGGGCCACUAUGUACAGAGUCACCAGGGAUCUCAGAGCCAAUACAACAACCCAGCUUACACGGGCCCUUACUCGCAGCACCGCAUGUAAGCUGACGGGAGACUGUGACGGAUUGAUGCAUGAAGGACUGAUACACGGACUGGACUGGCUUAACACAUUCCCUGCCUACAAAAGGACGUUAUUUUGAAACACUUCUGUGACACACCUCCACUACAUUGAGAGGACUCUUAGUUGAAGUUGCAAGGGUUUUUAAGCAUUUUUUAUGGGUAUAGGGGAAGAUUAAUAAGAUUUCUACAUUAUUAGCAGGAGAAACAUUUUUGAUAACCCGGACAGUCAUCUCUGUGGCCUUUGAAAUUAGUCGUGGUGAAAGAGAGAAGUGUUUCAGAAUAGGGGCCAAAGUUCCGCUAUACAUAGAAAUAAUGGUAGAUAGUAGAUAGUAGAUAGAGAGUCAGUAGCAGUAGCUGUCAGAAUACGGAGAUGUUUUGUCUAAGGUUUGAGAGAGAGAGAGAGAGAGAGAGAGAGAGAGAGAGAGAGAGAGAGAGAGAGAGAGAGAGAGAGAGAGAGAGAGAGAGAGAGAGAGAGAGAGAGAGAGAGAGAGAGAGAGAGAGAGAGA